CACAACAAUGAAGGAGACAAACACUUGGAAAAUGGUUGGGAAGUCCCUGAUUGCUGGUCUGGUGGUCCUUCUGGUGGCUGCGGUGAGCCUGUUCCUGGGGGUGUUCAUGGGCCUGGGGAAGAAAAACACUCCUCCCCCCUCGGACCACUUCUACUCAAAGGCUGCUGUGGCUGCUGAUGCUGGAAAGUGUUCAGAAGUGGGGAGGGACAUUCUGAAGAAAAACGGUUCGGCCGUGGAUGCUUCCAUCGCUGCCCUGCUGUGUGUCGGCCUUCUGAACGCUCACAGCAUGGGCAUCGGAGGAGGGCUCUUCUUUGUCAUCUACAACGCAACCACGGGGAGGGUGGAAACCAUCGAUGCGAGGGAGACGGCGCCCAUGAACGCCACUGAAGACAUGUUUGGCAACAACACCAAGCUCUCUCGUACAGGUGGACUGUCCAUAGCCAUCCCCGGGGAGAUCCGCGGGUAUGAGAUGGCACACAAGAGGCAUGGCCGGCUGCCGUGGAAGGACCUGUUCGAGCCCAGCAUCGCCUUGGCUCGCGACGGUUUCCCGAUAGGAAAAGCGUUGGCUCACGCCAUCUUCAAGAGCAAAGAUUCCAUUCAAAGAGACGCCAACAUGUGCGAGGUGUUCUGUGAUUCUCAGAGAAACAUCCUGAAGGAAAACGACAUUGUUAAAUUUCCAAAGCUGGCCGACACGUACCAAAGAAUAGCAGACGAGGGACCGGAUGUGUUUUAUAACGGCUCGAUGGCACAGAGCAUCGUGGAGGACAUCCAGGCGGCAGGUGGCAUCAUCACCCCUGAUGAUUUGUUGGAGUACCAGCCUGUGCUCAAUGAAAACCCUCUGAGGCUGAACGUUGGGGAAUACACCAUGCACGUCCCAGACGCCCCCUCCAGCGGCCCCGUGCUGGCGCUCAUACUCAACAUAGUGGAUGGAUACAACUUCACAGGCACGAGCGUGUCGACAGCAGAGAAGAAGACUCUGACGUACCAUCGCAUCGUCGAGGCUUUUCGAUUUGCUUACGCCAAGAGGAGCCGACUGGGGGACCCACGAUAUCUCAACAUCACUGAUCUCAUCCACAACAUGACCUCAGACUACUUUGCGGACGGCAUAAGAAGUAAAAUUACAGACGACACCACUCAUCCGGACAGCUACUACGAGCCAGACUAUUUCGUCCCAGACAACCACGGGACGGCUCACCUGUCGGUCAUAGCGGAGGACGGGAGCGCCGUGGCGGCCACCAGCACCAUCAACCUAUACUUUGGCUCCAAAGUCAUGUCUCGAUCGACUGGGAUCAUUUUCAACGAUGAAAUGGACGACUUCAGCUCUCCGUACAUGACCAACGGGUUUGGAAUCCCUCCUUCACCGAACAAUUUCAUCCAACCAGGCAAGAGGCCGCUGUCUUCCAUGUGUCCUACAAUCAUCUUCGACAAAGAAAACAGAGUGAAAAUGGUCGUCGGAGCGUCCGGCGGCACGAAAAUCACCACGGCCACCGCUUUAGUCAUCCUGAACUCCUUGUUCUUCAACUACGACCUAAAGAAAGCUGUGACGGAGCCGCGAGUUCACAAUCAGCUCAACCCAAAUAUGACAGUAGUGGAGCAGGGCUUCGAAAAGAGCGUCCUGGAGGGUCUGGUCCAGAAGAACCACGUAACACAGCUGCUGCGGACUCCGGACUCCGUGGUCCAAGCGGUGGUGCGGCAGGGAGAGCGGCUCUGUGCCGAGUCCGACCCCAGGAAAGGAGGCUAUCCAGCGGGAUACUGACCUCAGGUCCUCCUCCGCCGCUCUCCGUCUGGACAGUCUCCUCGAAGACACUCGGACGGAGCGGCGACACAAAGUCUGCACUGAAGACUCCAGCAGUGUUUAAGCUAAGAGACUCGGCGAGAUGAAUCUCAAACGACUCAUCACAGAACCUCUUUUUACUCAAACUCAAUUUUACAGCAGUACUUCUUGUUUUGGAAUUAUUUUUUGAGUUUUGAAGUAAACUGAGAGGUUGCACCUAGUUUGACUCGUGUAUCAUCACUACUGGGAACCGGUCAGGACGGUGAUGAUCUGCUUUAUUUAAUAACCCUAUUUUAUGUACCACACAGUGCCAAACACACUGAAAACAACAAGUAAGUACCAAUAAUAAUAAUAAUAAUAAUAAUAAUAAUAAUAAUAAUAAUAAUAAUAAUAAUAAUAAUAAUGGCCAAUGAUCAUGUCAAAAUGAAUAAAUGUUCUAGGUAAGAAUCUGAGUGGUUGUAGGACGUCCGUUUAGUAUUUUCAUUUCUUUUAUUGUCGAAGGAAAAAAGAUUGUGAAUAAUUGGACAAUUUGUCUGAAAACUGCAGUGUGUGUGUGUGUGUGUGUGUGUGUGUGUGUGUGGGGGGGGGGGUCGUUUUAAUGUCAAACCAUUAAUUAAUUCUAAGUAGACGUGAAGGCAGGUAGAACCACGAACACAAGGACACCUCAGGUCGUUUGCCUGUCCCACCUGAUCGUCUCCUCACAUCUCUCUCCUGAUGACUCAACAGGAACUGUGCUGUUUUCUACCGUCACUCUUUAUUCAAACGAUUACUUUUGAACUGUAAAUGUUUAAUAUCGAGUAGAGGUUCAGUGAAUGUAUAGUGUGUUCUGAAAAAUACAUUUGCAGAUAUAUUUUUCUAAACAUGCAUUGUUCUUAUGCCAUGUUUUGUUGCCAUGCUUGUUAUUAAACAUUUUGAACAAAGAUGUUAUAUUUUACCAGACGGACCCUCUGGGUAUUUCUGUGCUGCUUCUGUGCUGGAAUAUUUGGCACAAAAUCACUUAAUCGCAUCUUUUAUUUAAAGGUUCUGGCAUUUUUGCUCAGUUAAUGACUUUAAAUGGAUUCAUCCACUCACGUUUUUUAGCACCUGAACAUUCACAGUGAACAAAGUUUUUGAGGACGAGGGUUCAGUCACGGUCGAAUGAGGUAAACAGAACCUGUGCAGGACUCAGGACCCCUGAAGAGUCUUUCACCGUCCACUGAGUUUCAAUCAGCAUUCAGUAAAUAUCUCCACUCAUGUGUGCUCUUUGAGCAAAUGAAACACCAAGUAGCAGUCACAAUGAGAACGUCUGUUUGCCUUUGGGUAAAAGGCUCAAUCUGAGAAAUGUCAGCUGUUUGUCAUUCAUGACUUUCAGAAGGUAAAAAUAUCGUCUUAGCUUCUUUUCAUCAGGUUUUUAAAACAUCCCUCUGCUUGUGUAAGUUUCUCUGCUGCAUUAAAACCACUCAGUAACCAGCAGCAUUUCAUCUGAACAUUAAGCUUUCUGCACAGCCUGAUGGAAAACAAUUCCCCCAAAAUCAGAAAUCCAGAUUUUCCUGUAGUGGACUAUUUAUCCACUCAGACUGUUUGGUACUUUCUCGCCAAUAUAAUGGAACUAGAUGGCACUCAGCGUGUGGUGCUCAACGUGGCAAACACACACACACAAAAAAACCUUUUGAAAAACUCAACAGCUGCGUCUCUUUACUGAAAUCAUGACCCAGUUUCAUGUAUGAACAAUUUUCCUACAAAAAAAAAGAAAAAAAAAAGUCAGGACGUACUGAUGGACCAGAGGCGUGCGCUCAUGACGGGGAUGUAAACAUUAGAGGCAAGUUCUCC
This is a messenger RNA of Acanthopagrus latus (yellowfin seabream), 3583 nucleotides long. It is a transcript of the gene ggt1a, whose product is annotated as gamma-glutamyltransferase 1a. The record is from RefSeq and is a predicted model, not a curated record. The coding region runs from base 8 to 1756 and encodes 582 amino acids. The transcript is spliced from 13 exons. Gene Ontology annotation, cellular component: plasma membrane. Gene Ontology annotation, molecular function: glutathione gamma-glutamate hydrolase. NCBI's taxonomy places the organism in Eukaryota, Metazoa, Chordata, Actinopteri, Spariformes, Sparidae. Gene Ontology annotation, biological process: regulation of inflammatory response; glutathione catabolic process; peptide modification.